AUGAAGCGUUCGUCGACUGUGACUUUCCAGUUCAACUCGACGUGGGCAAGCAUCAACCUUGGAGUCACUCUCUGUAUUGAUUGCUCAGGAAUUCAUUGGAGUCUUGGAGGUCACGUUUUGAAAGUGCGAUCGUUAAUACUCGACCAGUUGGAACCAGAAACAGGAAAACUUAUGAUGAUGCUUGGCAACGUUGUAGUCAACGGAGUGUUUGAGCAAAAUUUGGAAGGAUGGAAGAAGCCGACAACUCAGUCAUCACGAGACAAACAAGAGACAUACAUACAAGCUAAGUACAUCAACAAACAUUUUCUCUUGAAACAAAAGAUAGUGUCUAUCUCCAAACCAGUGCGAGUACCGUUUACUGUCGUCACCGGCUCAGAAAGUGAUGACAGCGGAGACGAGGAUCCUUUCCCGGUUGCUACUGACAAACGAGAAGUGACGAUGGAUUCAAUAGCGUUGUCUGAAGCUACAUCUGAUUCAGACAGGAUCAGUCCAGAAAUUCAUCGGAAGACCUACAGUCAGCCUGUCUCGCCAGUUGGUCGUUGUCACUGGACGAUUUCAAAACCAAAACGAGUACAAUCGCAGGACGAGUUGGACAUAUGGAAGGGUGAAGGUGAGGCAGGCAGCAUUAGUGAUACGGAAAUGGUGUCGAAGCUGAAGAAGUCGAGACGAAAGAAAGUUAUUCACAAGUUGAAGAAGUUGUGUCCAAAGAAGAAGCUGUUGACGAUGACAGGAACGCAGAAAGAAGAGAGUAGAUUGAGACAGUUGUCUGUUGAGUUGCAUACACAUGCUGGUGGUUUGGGAAAUAGUUCACAGAUUUUGUAUGAGGCGACAAAGACGGGCGAUAUUUCUAGGAUGCUGUUGGCUUUGGCAUGUGAAAGGAACAGGCAAAUGGACAGUCACCUCUUUACUCGACUUGGGCAUUCCUGUCACGCUGAUCAGUGAGUCUGUGUUUGCACGUUGCCUUUCCUCUUUGAGAGAUGAGAGAGUAACAGCCAGCAAGAGCUUGAAAGGGCCGAGUACGACCAAAUAUGAAGGUGACAGGAAGGAAAUGGUGGAGCACAUCAGACAGGUAGACAGUGAGAA
Molecule: messenger RNA, 1083 nt
Organism: Corticium candelabrum
Lineage: Eukaryota; Metazoa; Porifera; Homoscleromorpha; Homosclerophorida; Plakinidae
Product: ADP-ribosylation factor GTPase-activating protein 2-like
Exons: 7
Coding region: 1-942 (313 amino acids)
Molecular function (GO): GTPase activator activity
Source: RefSeq, a predicted model, not a curated record